Chlamydomonas reinhardtii is the source of this 1735-nucleotide messenger RNA. RefSeq lists its product as uncharacterized. The record is from RefSeq and is a predicted model, not a curated record. Lineage: Eukaryota; Viridiplantae; Chlorophyta; Chlorophyceae; Chlamydomonadales; Chlamydomonadaceae. The transcript has 4 exons. Bases 236 to 1102 code for a protein of 288 amino acids.
CUGACCUAUAUCUUUCACAAUGAAGUACGUCGCCACCCACCUGCUUUGCCUUGCAGCCGGCAUAUUGCUCGCCCUGCUCGCGGGCCCGCUAUUAUUUUCUUCUCCCUUAAGCCAUGACCAACCCCGGUUGUUUCGUGGUAAUUCUACCAGUGGAACGGAUCCUCGCGUGCGACUCGGUGUUGUUGCGACGGUCUCAAUCGAAUUCGCGCAAACUUUCGCGCGGGAAAUCGCUGCCAUGAACUGCUACUGUGCCCUUCACGGCUUCGGCUACCAUCUGGAACUGUUGAAUCCGUUGCCGCAGCGGCACAUCUUCCAGGGGCGGCUGCAGUACUUCUUCAAGUACCUGCCUUCCUACCAGUGGGUGCUGAUGAUCGACGUGGACGUGGUGCCGCUUAACUACUUUCACUCGCUGUCGGACCUGCUUGAUGACUCGUACGACGUCAUCGUCACCGACCGCGACAACGGGGAGGUGCAGUCAUCUUACUUCGUGCGGAGCACACCUGCAGGGAAGGAGUUCGUGCGUCAGCAACUGGCGCUGUCUGACACCAAGGCGCACGCCAACUACGACAACGGCGACCUGCUGCAAGUGUUGCUCGAACGGGCGUCUCAAGUAGCCAACCCUGACGACAAAGCGCGCAUUGCCGCUGCAAUAGUUUUACGCGACGCUAACUACACGGAGUUUAUCAAGACUUUCAAGGGGCUUUUUGAUGUGUACCGCAACGACAUUCCGCACGUGAAGGCGUACCACUGCGGCUGGGGGCACCUGCGGUCGUACGAGAGCUCGCCCAACUGGCUCGCGGACCCUAAUGCAGCCCACAUGACGUCCUUCACAGCGCAUGAUGUCCUGGGUCAUGGGAAAGCGCUGGGAACGCAGGUGUUUGACGAGGAGCUCACAUGCCACGUGGCGCCGCACCUAGUUCGCAAAAAGCGCACGAUGUCGCGCACACAGUAUGUGAAUCACAUGCGGGCGCAAGCACAGCAUGUAGCCGGAUUUAUUUGGCACCCUUACUGCUGGGAUGGCACUUCAAAUGUAUGCAAUGCCAGCCUCAGCGGGCAACGGCCAGGGUUAACUAAGAGUGGCAAGCACCGCCUUGUGCUCUAAAUACUGAAUAACAAUGAAGCUCAGCAGGGUGCCGGUGACAGCUUGCUUGUAAUGCUGACGGACGAUGACGGCUCCCUGACGCCCUGUCAUGGUGCGUCUGGUUUGUGGGCGCUGGGUCGGUGUAUCUGGCUUGUUGUGCCAGCUGUGUGGUGGUCUGUUGACCUCCGGCCUGCGGUACCCUCUCCGCUCUCGUGCAUUAGUGCCACUGCUGAACUUCGGGCUGCAGUUCUCGACCUCUUACGUUAUAUUAGACUUCGACUGGAAGGGUGUGGAACCCCACUGGGGGUGGUGGAUCCAAGUCGGACCCUGACAACAUAUGAUAUUAUCCGCGUGCUUAUUUGCACGAUCAGAUUGUCCCCUCUGGUUACGUCAUCAACCUAAUACCAGCUGAGAGGGUAUUUGGAAGGGUGUGUGAAACGGAGGGAGGGAAGCUGGCGGAGAGGAGGGCGGUGCCCACAUUUGUCAGGCCACAGAUGUGUACGGUACAAGCAUGAAUUCGUGAAACAAAAGUAUCAGUGCAGGACUUCACUUAACCCGUUUGAACGGGUCCCCCAGCGUAGGUUGGUCGUAGAUUACAUGAAUUACACGAUCUGUACGAGUGAUGGUUGGAGCUUGUAAGUCGCUGUCGCACAG